Molecule: messenger RNA, 333 nt
Organism: Merops nubicus (carmine bee-eater)
Lineage: Eukaryota; Metazoa; Chordata; Aves; Coraciiformes; Meropidae
Product: sorting nexin-27-like
Exons: 3
Biological process (GO): signal transduction; intracellular protein transport
Cellular component (GO): early endosome
Molecular function (GO): phosphatidylinositol binding
Source: RefSeq, a predicted model, not a curated record
GCCGUGGCAGCGAAAGUGGGGAUGGACAGUAUUACUGCCAACUACUUCGCCUUGUUUGAAGUGAUCAAUCACUCCUUUGUGCGCAAGCUGGCACCCAACGAGUUCCCCCACAAGCUCUAUGUGCAGAACUACACCUCAGCUGUGCCAGGGACCUGCCUGACCAUCCGGAAGUGGCUCUUCACCACGGAGGAGGAGGUUCUUCUCAACGACAACGACCUGGCAGUCGCCUACUUCUUCCAUCAGGCUGUUGAUGAUGUCAAGAAAGGCUACAUCAAAGCAGAGGAGAAGUCCUACCAGUUACAGAAGCUGUGUGAGCAGAGAAAGAUGGUCAUG